This is a messenger RNA of Dreissena polymorpha, 1098 nucleotides long. RefSeq names its product heme-binding protein 2-like. Lineage: Eukaryota; Metazoa; Mollusca; Bivalvia; Myida; Dreissenidae. The transcript has 4 exons. The record is from RefSeq and is a predicted model, not a curated record. The coding region runs from base 283 to 912 and encodes 209 amino acids.
ACACAAAAUAAACUCAACUAAGCCGGAAGUUUACAUUAAACUGCUUAUGUAACACAAUUUUUCUAAAUAUAGUCGAGUUCUGAGUUUUAAACAAUAUUUUGCCUUGAUUUAUGCAACUAUUGUGAAUUUAUGAGCAUAUUUAGAUAUAAAAUAGUGUACGUUGUUUGUUUAUAAAUUAAAACGAGAACUUCCAUACACGCGAGUUCCGAGCACAUUGCUGCGCACGUGAAGCCUGAGUGAGUCAGACCAUUACAGUAUUUAGCCUUAGGUUCUGUGACGAAUAUGUAUUUCGUCAAAGCAAUUGGACAAUCUUUCGGAUAUAUGCUGGAGAAACCACCCUACACGGUUGUGGAAUCAAAAGAUGGUUACGAGGAGCGGAAGUACGCGGCCGCUAAGUGGGUGAGCACCACGGCGCAAGACAUGUCUCAGGAGAACGCGGUCAACACGAGCUUCAGGAAGCUGUUCACAUACAUCACAGGGGGAAACGAGCUGGGUGAGCAAAUCUCAUCAUACAUCCAGCUAAGAAACGUGUGUGCAUCAGGCAGCGAUUUAAAAAGAACCAAAGUAGAUAUGACGGCGCCCGUUGCGACCCGUAUAGUCCCGGGGGCCGGGCCUAACUGCGAGAGCACGUUCACGGUGUCAUUCUACAUCCCACCGAAACACCAGGAGUCACCGCCGGCACCCAAGGACAACAGUGUGUUCAUCGAAUCCUUCCCGGAAAUGACCAUAUACGCAUCAGGUUUUGGUGGCUUUGCAGACGACACGAAGUGGAUUGCACAUGCCCGGGAGUUGUCCGAGAAGAUUAAGGACAAAAACUUUCACCAAGAGUUUUAUUUCACCGCAGGGUACGAUGCCCCCUUCAAAUUGUUUAACCGAUUGAACGAGGUCUGGUUCGUCAAAAAGGAUUCUUGAGUCAUUACAUGUUUGGUGUCUGGUGUGACCGAACCAUCGUAGAUCUUCAUUAUGUUAGCAUUAUUAUUGAUUUAUACAAUUAAGCUGUUCGAUAAUUUUGUUUCGUGUGCCAUACUGUCAAAUACUCAUAUGUUCAUCCUUAUUAUAAAGAUUGUAUGGUAGUUAUGAUACACAAGUGAUGCUGUU